AUGGCUUCACCCAGGCCUAAUGCGACUCCUACGGCGGCACCAUCUGCUCCUUCAACACAGCCAAUUACGCCCCCUGCCGAACCUAUACCAUCAAACCCAGCUGCGCCAACAACCACUACCCCAGCGCAGAUACCUUCUACUUCACUCCAAGAUAGCGGCAAAAGCAGACGACCUCGAGAUGCACGAUUAAUCCAUAUGCUAUUGGCCUCGCUCGGCGUCACUUCCUAUCAGGAACGAGUCCCGCUCCAGCUCCUUGAUUUCGCAUACAGAUACACCUCUAGCACGUUACAAGACGCGGUAUACCUGGCAACUGAGGGCUAUCCUGGGGAACUACAAAAAGAUGGCGGCGGCCGAAGCCAUGCGCAUCAAGAUGGUAGCAAUGGCGUUAGCCUAGGUGCGCUGCGAAUGAGCAUAGCUUCACGGUUGCACUAUCAAUUCCAGCCAGGCCUGCCCAAGGAAUUCCUAAUGGACCUUGCAGCGGAACGUAAUAGGAUUAUGCUACCUGGUGUCUCGAGGGGACAAGAAGGAGGGUCAGGUAGCGCUACAGCUUCAGGACAGGAGACUAUGAUGGGUGGUAUACGGCUGCCACCGGAGCGGUUCUGCUUGACAGGAGUAGGAUGGGACAUGAAAGGGGAAUGGGAGAGUGAAGGCGAAGAGGAAAUGGAUGUGGAUACGCAAGCUGCCGGCGCCGGUGCGUCUGCCGAAAAAGACGCAGAAGAAAGGGAAGAGGAAGACGAUGAUGAAGAUGGGCGGAUGGAAGACGUCUUUGGACAUACUUCAACUGCGGAUGCUGAAAAGGACGAAGACAAGACUAUGACGGAUGUCUGA
Molecule: messenger RNA, 828 nt
Organism: Nannizzia gypsea CBS 118893
Lineage: Eukaryota; Fungi; Ascomycota; Eurotiomycetes; Onygenales; Arthrodermataceae
Product: transcription initiation factor TFIID subunit 9
Exons: 1
Coding region: 1-828 (275 amino acids)
Biological process (GO): DNA-templated transcription initiation; RNA polymerase II preinitiation complex assembly
Cellular component (GO): SAGA complex; transcription factor TFIID complex
Molecular function (GO): transcription coactivator activity; protein heterodimerization activity; RNA polymerase II general transcription initiation factor activity
Source: RefSeq, a predicted model, not a curated record